Molecule: messenger RNA, 7258 nt
Organism: Taeniopygia guttata (zebra finch)
Lineage: Eukaryota; Metazoa; Chordata; Aves; Passeriformes; Estrildidae
Gene: PDE4D
Product: phosphodiesterase 4D
Biological process (GO): signal transduction
Molecular function (GO): 3',5'-cyclic-nucleotide phosphodiesterase activity
Source: RefSeq, a predicted model, not a curated record
GGACCAGGCUGACUGCUGUACCUCCUUCAGCUUGUCCUUAGACAUUUGCCCAUGGUCACUCUCUCUUUCUUUUGACACAACAAAGACUCAGAAAUUUGCUGCAGUAGUGCAUGUGCCUUGCAAAGAGUGGAGCAAGAUAAUCAGAGAACCAUAGAAUGGCUUGAGUUGGAAAGGACUUUAAAGAUCAUCUAGUUCCAAUCCCCCUGCUGUGGGCAUAAUGUAUUCCCCCUUUCAAGUUUUGGUCUCUGAGUGGCAGAUGGUGGGAUCUUUUAUUUAAUGCUUGAGUCAGCUCACUGACACACUCCACUUUCAAUUAAUCCCUUCUUUUUUUUCAAUGAUGUAUAGCUGUAAAUGAUUAUAAUAAUCUGCUGAGGCAGAAAGAGCAAAAGUUGAAUAAAUACAGUGAGAAUUUGAGGACUCUUAUUAUUUUACUUCUUACAUCUCCAUAGAAUUAACAUUUACUCGGUAUUGUAAGAUAUGUGACUUGCUUUAGUUUAAUAGUAACUGUAUUUAUCUCUUGAAAUAAAAAAGCAUUAGCAGCCUGGCCCAAUAGUCUGAAGUAGAUCAGUUUUUAAUGUAUGUGGCAUAAAAGCCGAAAAUUUUCAUUGAUUAAGGUACAUCAUAAACUAUUCAAGAAACAACUUAAUCUAUUUAUGUUUGGUUUCUUCCCCAUAAAAAAACACCUGAAAAUAUAUUUUUUUCCAUAUGAAAAAAUAAACCCACUAAACAAUCCAGACAGAUGUAAGCACAAUACUGAUUUUGACUGCUUGGAUGGUGUGUCCAUUGAAAACUGGUAAAUACUGCUGAAGUGACGAGGCUUUAGCCCAAUUAUUUUUGAAUGACAUGUGAAUGCUGCGGGCAGGGAUACCAUUAGGAAAGGGCAUUUGCUAUCAGGGAAAAAAAAAACCCAAUAUCCCAUGCCCAGGAGAGUCCCCAGAAUUAGCCAAUGGUAAAUGACUGUACAUCAUGACACCAGCCCUGCGGAUUUAUAUCUUUUACGGUGACACACUAUUGGUUGCUAGUAUGGCUCUAUGGGAGGGAUCACUGCCUCUGUCUGUGGCUUCCUCUUCAGGUCCUUAUUUGGUAGCUGUUGAUAGAGCAAGUCUUUGAGCAGCUGAGCAUCUUGACAUACAUUAUUCAUUAAAUCCUGGUGUUCAGGAAAUAUGCAUAUCCCUAGCUCUUCAGAAAUUUCUUCAGCUCGUACAAUAUGUGUCUUCAAUGUUACCUCUGAAUGCUUGGAGUUUCACAAAUGGCAUUUAUACAAUCAGAAGACCACACAGUUGGAUUUCAUUUCAGUAUGCCUCCUGAGCACACAGCUGCUGAGAACCUGAAGACCAGCAAAAAGAAUUAGGAGAGAGAAGACAGAAUCUUUAUUCUUGGAAGUAUUUUGCAGUGUUAGACAGCAAAGAACUGAUAGCUUAGAUUGGUAGUACAGAAAAAAUCAAAAAUGCCUGAGGCAAACUAUUUACUCUCUGUUUCUUGGGGCUACAUAAAGUUUAAAAGAAUGCUCAACCGUGAGCUAACCCACCUCUCUGAAAUGAGCAGGUCAGGCAAUCAGGUGUCAGAAUAUAUAUCAAAUACUUUCUUAGACAAGCAACAUGAAGUUGAAAUCCCUUCUCCAACACAGAAAGAGAAAGAGAAAAAGAAGAGGCCAAUGUCCCAGAUCAGUGGAGUCAAAAAACUCAUGCACAGCUCCAGCCUAACUAAUUCCAGUAUUCCCAGGUUUGGAGUUAAAACAGACCAAGAAGAUGUCCUUGCCAAGGAACUUGAAGAUUUGAAUAAGUGGGGCCUUCAGGUUUUCAGAGUAGCAGAGUUAUCUGGAAACAGACCUCUGACAGUCAUCAUGCACACUAUUUUUCAGGAACGGGACUUGUUAAAAACUUUUAAGAUUCCAGUAGAUACUUUAAUAACUUACUUGAUGACCCUGGAAGACCAUUACCAUGCAGAUGUAGCAUACCACAAUAACAUACAUGCUGCAGAUGUUGUUCAGUCAACACAUGUCCUACUAUCAACCCCAGCAUUAGAGGCAGUAUUCACUGAUUUGGAGAUUCUUGCAGCAAUUUUUGCCAGUGCAAUACAUGAUGUAGAUCAUCCUGGGGUUUCAAACCAAUUUCUUAUCAACACAAAUUCUGAACUCGCCCUGAUGUACAAUGACUCAUCAGUAUUGGAGAAUCAUCACUUGGCUGUGGGUUUCAAGCUGCUGCAGGAAGAAAAUUGUGAUAUUUUCCAGAAUUUGACCAAAAAACAGAGACAAUCAUUGAGAAAAAUGGUCAUUGACAUAGUACUUGCAACAGAUAUGUCUAAGCAUAUGAAUCUACUGGCUGAUUUAAAAACUAUGGUUGAAACUAAAAAAGUGACCAGUUCUGGUGUCCUGCUUCUUGAUAACUAUUCAGACAGGAUUCAGGUUCUUCAGAAUAUGGUGCACUGUGCAGAUCUGAGCAACCCUACCAAGCCGCUCCAUCUCUACCGCCAAUGGACAGACAGAAUAAUGGAGGAAUUUUUCCGUCAGGGAGAUCGGGAACGAGAGAGGGGAAUGGAGAUAAGUCCCAUGUGUGAUAAGCACAAUGCAUCUGUAGAAAAAUCACAGGUGGGUUUUAUAGAUUACAUUGUUCAUCCUUUGUGGGAGACGUGGGCAGAUCUCGUUCACCCGGACGCCCAGGAUAUCUUAGAUACACUGGAGGACAAUCGAGAAUGGUACCAGAGCACAAUCCCUAGAAGUCCCUCUCCUGCACCUGAAGAAAAGGAAGAGGGAAAGCAGGGUCAAACUGAAAAAUUCCAGUUUGAACUAACACUGGAAGAAGACGGUGAGUCAGACACCGAAAAGGACAGUGGAAGUCAAGUAGAAGAAGACACCAGCUUCAGUGACUCCAAGACUCUUUGCACCCAGGAUUCAGAAUCCACUGAAAUUCCUCUUGAUGAGCAAGUAGGGGAAGAAGUGGAAGAGGACGAGAACCAAACAGCAGAGCCUUGUAUGGUAGAAGAACAUUCUCCUGACACAUAACAAUGAAAACUCAGUCUCUAUCUCUCUUGCUCACUCCCUUUCUUUUCCUCUUUCUCUCUUUUCUUUUUUUUUUUUUUUUUUUUUUUUUUUUUUCUUUUGCUGGGGGAGGUGGUGGGGGGCUGGGGCAUGUUCAGUUUUGUUACGAAUUUUUAAUUUUCUUUUUUUUAAAUGUAGGUAAUGAUUUCCAAAAUAUAUAACACAUGCUACAACCAUAGUCAGAACUUGGUGUUAUCUGCCAGAAUGAUUGUUGAUCAAAACUGAAGUUGAUGAUUCAGUUUGGCACUCAGGAAUAUUGUUAACAGAAUUUUCACCUCCAUGCGGUCAGAAAGCAGGGGGAAAACAUGCAUAAAUUACAUUUUAAUAAGGUCUGUAUUUGGCAGAUUCCAUUAAAUAAAGCAAAUGCUUUCAGAGGAGUACCACCUGCCAAACGAAUGUUGGUGUGCUUUGAUAGUUUUUGAAUUCAUUGUAUUGUAUUGUAAGACAUUGGGUAAAAUUCAUCUGUAGAAGAAACAGAAAAAACAUUGAGGUUCCUACUGGAAAACAAAUUCAUGAGAAUGAGGGGACACAAAUGGAUUCUGUUACCAACAUGAAGAUAAGCUGUGAAAAUGACAUAAUUUUCUAAUUUCUAAUUUUCUGAGACAUGACUGAAAAGAAUGUGACCCAGUGGGUUGCAUAACCUCUCCAUUUUGUAUAAUAUGUGCAAGAGAUCUUUUUUAGGGUUCACUUUUAUUAAAUAUAAAGGUAUUACAUUUUUUUAAAAACCCAUUUUCAUCUGCCACUGGUUAUAUUUUUUUCCAAAGAGUAACUUACAAGUUUUCAGUACAAAUCUGUACUACACUGGAUAAUACUUGUAGGGUUUUUCCUUUAAUUCUUCUUUUUGGGUUUUUUUUGGCACCUUAGAAUGUCAUGGUAAUAUUGAUCAGUAAAUGUCUAUUAUUUUAUAUAUUAGUGAGUUCCAUGAGUAUUUAUGUUACAUAAAACUUUUUCAGUAGAAUAGCUUUUUUUUCAUUUGUUUUUUCAUCACGAUUUUCCCAGAUGUGUUAGUGGACUUAUAUAGUCCUUUUGCCCUCAUAGUAGCCUGAUCCUGCCAACUCUGUCUUACUAUAGGAAGUGGUCUAGAUGAUACCACCUGGGACCACUAACAUGAGGAUUUACAGGACCAGAGCCUGUAAAAAGAGUAAUGAAUUGUCAUCAGUAAAAAAACACCUCUUUUGCUAUUCUAAUAAUUUUUUUUUUUCCUCUGAAACAUGGUUUUUCAGACAGUUUUUGUCUGGGAGCUGUAGACUGCUAAAUCAGAACAGACUAAUACAAUGUAUGAAAUAUUUGUUCUGGUGCAAAAAAUCAUUAGUGUAAUAUUUCCAGUUUAUGACUCCCAGUAACUUUUAAUCUGGGUAGCUAUCUAGUUAAUUUGCUAAUCUGAGAGGUGUAUUACAUAAAAAUUAUGAUUAGUGUUAUUUUUUCAUGUCUGUUGCUAGAAGAGACAGGCCAGUCUUGUCUUUUUAUAUUAUAGUAUAAGUGAGCAGUGUAUCGACAGAAUUGUAGUUUUCUCCAUAUUAUUUCAAUCUUAGAUCUUUUCAUCCUUUAUCCAGUAUGUGCUAAGGGAAUCCUACCUUUCAGUUUGAUUGGUACUGAAAGCUUCUAUAACAUGGAAAGCUAAAGGGAGGUAGGAGUUCAUAUUUGUCAUUUUUCAGUCUUGAUGUUUGCUCACAUGGAAGAAGAGAUUUUAUUUCCUCUACUUUACUCUUCAUUAGAAUUGUAGUUUUGAGAGUAGAAGAUGGGAAAUAGUUUCCUAGGGACGCUAACAGACUCCUAUGUUGCAAAAUUCUGAUAAAAUGACAAUAUCAAGAUAAUUUCUUAACAAAAGGUGAUAGAAGCAGCCAUUAUUUUCCCUCUGGAUUUCUUUUUGUAGCAAUUUUGCAGAUUUGAAUUCAGGUACUUUUAAAUAACCAGAGAGCUAGAAUAAAAACUUGUUUUAAACUAAUUGGCUAAUAUUUCAACUUUUAAAUAAAUUUUGCAUUCUUCUAUAUCCAGGUCAUAAUUUUCUUUGCCAUUAGCCCGUUCAGGGCCUUAGCAGAGAAGAUGCAGAAGGAGCAAAAGAAUGAAGAUAACUCAUGGGAUUUUUUUUUUUUUUGUGUGUUUUGACUUUUUUUUUAAUUCCUUUUUUUUUUUUUUUCAUUAUUUCUUGCUUAACCUGAUCCAUCUAAAAGUCCUUUCAGCCCCCAAGAGUGCCUAGAACCUCAGUAGUGGAAAAGCAAUAUAAAUUCCAGAAUAACCAGUAGGACCUGGGAGGUUUUGUUUCUGCACUAAUUGAAAGUAAAUAAACAUAAAACCAUAUUGUGAGAUAUACACAUGUACAUGUGGACAAUCAAAUCAUAGAAAAUGAUACCAUUUCUUAGAGUUGGGGAUAUAAUGCACUGUACAAUCUUUUUUUUUCCUCUUUUGCCAAAGUGUGUUUUAGCAUUGUACACUGCUUUAAAACAAAACAAUUUACAAGUGGCUUUAUGUGUUGUGAAUAUUUUUGCCAUAAAAAAUGCAGUGAGUGGAUAUUGAGUGGGAGGAAAAGAGAAAAAUCACCUUGUUUAUAACAGUACACUUUAGCUUGCAAGUUGCUGUACUCAGUAAUGCUGUAUUUAAAUUCUUAAAUUGUUUUGUGUCAUUAAAAGAGGAUAAUGAAAGAAUAUAGAAAGAACAAAUAGCAUUCAGAAAUUUUAAAACUUGAAUGAAAUGGAUUUUAUAGAAAGCUUUGACAGUUAUUUUCAAAUGCAUUAUUUAUUCUUUGUGCCAUACAUUUUUUCUCACCAAAUGACCUUACCUGUAAUACAGUCUUGUUUGUCUCUGUUUACAACCAUGUAUUUAUUGUAAUGUACAUACUGUAAUGUUAAUUGUAAAUUAUCAGUUCUUAUUAUAACAUCAUCCUUGUCAGGGUGGUGUUGCUGUAUCUGGAAACUCUUGGUGAGAGAAUGACUAUUGUGUAUACAUAUUCCUUGUACAUUUCUUCUCCUGUAAUAUAUUCAGCGUCACCAUAGAACUCAUUUAUGGAAGAUUCAAGAAAAGUGUAAAAUACAUAAAGAUAUAUCAAUUUAAAAAGCUGCAGGUCUUUGGUCCCAGGGCUGUGCCUUAACUUUAAACAAUAUUUUUUUGUUUAGCUGCAUUUGAAAGUAAGGUAGCCUUGGGGCUGGGGCUGGGCAUUUCUACCAUAUUUUUAGUUGCUGACUGAUGGGGGAUACUCUUACAAGCUAAUAUGUGUAAUACUACAAUAAAUUUUCAUUCUUGACCCUCCUGGAAGUUCACGCUUUUGCAGACUUCUGGUAAUGUAAUUGUAUUGUCUCUGAAUAUCUUUUUACAGCCUGUAAUUGGGGAUUAUUGCAGCCAUUUUUUGUUCCUAAAAAUGAUAAAUAAUUGAUGCUGCAUUUCAGUGCUGAAAUGCACUGAAACAGCUUUGGAAAGCAUCUCUAAUAAACGUUUGAUUUUAAUGCAGAUUGUGAAAUUGAAUGAUCAGAAUUAAGAGGGUGUAACUCAUACACUUUUACAAUUGUCUGUAAUGUCUCUUCUUUAGUAGCACAAAUGAUCACUGUAUAAGCAGAAUCCAUAGUAGGAUAUACAACUUCAGUCUUGGAAAUGCUUUCCAAUACUAGUGUUACAAGUAGCCAAAGUUUAUUUCAUAUAGGUGUAGCUAAAGCUUUGUGCAGGUGUGUGUAGCAUAGUGCACUAGCUCUCCAGAAGAGCAGUAAACUGUUAGAUGUUUUAAUAACACUACUAUUAGGUUUGCAGGUUGGACUGAGCAACUCUUGCUGUUUGACUUGUCACAUUACUCCAGAUAACUCAGAGCUGGUAUCAUUGAAUUUGCCAGAGUGGGGUAAAAACCUCUUCUCCAUUCCAGUGAUGCCCAGCCCUUGUAACUUGAGACUUAUUCAUGAAAGGAGAGAUUCUUUUACAAGAAAAAACAGAAUCUCCUUUUUGACACAAACUGUAGAUUUUAGCAGCCCUGGCCCAAAGGAAUUUGAAUGCUUUUGUUUUAUAUGGUCUAAAAGGGACACUACAACAACAGAAAUCCUGAACAAUUUAUUGUUACUGUUUUAAUUCGGUAUUUUCUUUGGGGAUGUCUUGAGAGUGGCAACUUGUGUGAACAUUGCACAUGGCUAUUCUUUCACUGGUUUCUUAGCCUCUCUUACAGCCUAUGGGUUAGUACUGUACAUCAAUACCUUCAUAUGAAAUUUUAUAUGCAAUGGAAAUAAAAGCAUGUGUUGAUUCUGCCUA